AUGUGAAAGGGGGAGGGAAGAAUCACAGGUGAUUUGAGGAUUCCACGACCACACAACACAAGGUCUCUACUGAUGAAUCGCAUCCUGAAGUACCGGCCCCGGUUUUAGACAUCCACCUGACCUUUGAACCAGUCAUGGAGGACACCACAGAGGUGCGUACGGACGGGAACUCCCUGCUUAAGGCUGUGUUCCUGAGUCGACUGCGUCUGACGCGCCUGCUGCUUGAGGGAGGGGCUUACAUCAACGAGAGCAAUGAGCGUGGUGAGACACCCCUGAUGGUGGCGUGCCGGACACGUCACACGGACGCACAGAGUGUGCCCAAACACAAGAUGGUUCGGUACCUGCUAGAGAAUGGCGCCGACCCAAACAUCCAGGAUAAGACAGGUAAGACAGCCCUGAUGCAUGCUUGUCUGGAGCAGGCCGGGGCAGAUGUUCUUUCUCUCCUGCUGGAGAGCGGAGCAGACCCCAGUCUGGACGACCACUCCGGCUCCUCAGCUCUGGUCUACGCUGUCAAUGCGGGGGACAAGGAGGCCCUGAAGGUCCUGCUGGAUGCCUGCAAGGCCAAGGGCAAGGAGGUUAUCAUCAUCACCAUGGACAAGCUUCCAUCGGGACGCCAGCUGACCAAGCAGUACCUGAACGUGCCGCCGCCGCCCGACCUGGAGGAGCGCCUGCACUACACGCCUGGCUCGGCCGCCUGCUGCAUGUCCCCCUCAGAGAUACAGCUCCGCACCCCUCCUCAGGGGUCCUCCGCAGCCUCUCCGCAGCCUGGGAGCCCCCUCUUUGGCCUCAGGGAGCACCAGCACCACGUUGGUGGAAGCGGAACCACCAUCCCCAGUUCUGUAGGUGCUGGUACUUCUCAGCCGGGCUCGCCUACUAGGGAGCCGAGCCCACUUAGAGGUCCAGGGGUGGCGAAGUUACUCCAUCUCCAGCGCCUUCACUCUGAGCCUUGGUUGAAUAUCCCUCCUUCUCUAGGUGUUCAACAAAGCAAGGGCUCUAGCCAGACGGAGGAGCUGCGGGACAUCACCCCAGAGGAAGAGCUCUAUUUCCGGGUCAACGGCCUGGUUUUGUCUGAGUCCGGGAGAGCAGGGCCCGGGACACAUGUGACCGCCGCCCGAAAACAGAGCAUUGAAUCCAAGGAAGCAACUGGGCUGCUGAGGGCUCUGGAGCAGGUGGCUGGGAGUGAGGGAGGCAUUGGCAGCGGAAGGAGGGGCCUGAGUAGAAAGAUGUCUUACGACAGUGCUGCAGCGUCUUCCCACCCAAACCUCUUGCACAGGGGAGAUGGAGGCGGCUACGGAGCCUGCCCCAACUGUGGCGCCCAUGAACCAGCCAUCCCAGUGGAUAAAACCGCCCAAAACUGCUGCCUCCCUAACCUGGCUGUGUCCAGCCUAAAGAACGUAGUUCGCCGCCGCAACAUCGGCAUGGACCACUACAGCUCCGACUCUCAGCUGCCCCAGUUUGGCCACAGGAGCCACCUAGAGUGCAAUGACUCAUCCAGAAGCACUGGGGGAGCUGUAGGAGGGAGUGAGAAGCGAAAGCUGGUCACCAGUCGGUCCUCCACCCUAUCUGGCUCCCGGGAGUCUCUGGAGAGCGCCACCCAGAGGAGAGUCCCAGCAAACCUGGAAAGGAGAGGCUCGGGAGCCCUGCUCCUGGAUCACAUCUCUCACACCCGCCCAGGCUACCUGCCCCCUCUCAACCCACAUGCACCUAUACCAGACAUCGGGUCCAACCUGAUGUCAAACAGCCCCAACCUGAGUGGGAGCACCAAGGCUCUGAAUCUGAAUGGAGGUGUUACAUCAGUGCCGGUGUCCAAACCUCUCGUCCCCUGCGCACCUUCCUUCCCCAGGGAUCUGAAUGCUAAGAUGACACUUUUGAGGAGACACUCCAUGCAGACCGAACAGAUCAAACAGCUGGUCAACUUCGAGGAGCUCCAGUGAAUGGAAUGAUGCCAGGUUCUAUCUGAGCUGUGUAGAAAAAGCCCUGGGCUAGUCAUUGUCAUGACUUUGCAAAACAGCACUAACAGCCCUGGAUCCAGGCUAGAAUGCUAUUAUGUGUCAGGCUACCGUGUUCUGGGCUGUAAUUGCUUUCUAGGUCAAGCACUGUUUGCCUGCCAUGUGACCAUAACAUUGUUAACAAAAAACUAGUGCCUUCUUAUCAGAAGCCUAUUAAUGCUCAUGCCAGCUUUUUCAAUGUGCUUAAUUACACUUCUUCCAGACUUACCAUUCCAUCCAUCUUUGGAAGGACUAGAGGAAUAACGACCAUAACAUCAGGACCGUUGAUAAGAAAUAAGCUGUUUCACUUUGAUCAGUUGACCGAUCUAUCUGUUUGAUGCCAGAGAGCCGAAAUCUCACUUCUCACGUGACAACAGACAGAUGCUUUAACCUUCCAGAGAUGCAUUCACAUGGAAUGAAACAAAAUAAACUUCUGCAGAGCCCUUGAAUCCAAUGAACACUGAUAGAAGAUAGGAUUUUCUCUUCAAAAGGGAGCUAGUCAUACUCAGACAAAAUCAAUUACUCGCUAAAACAGAAAUGGAGUUGGCAAGACUGCAUGACCAUGAAAAUAUGUAUGUAUAGGUUAG
This is a messenger RNA of Esox lucius (northern pike), 2575 nucleotides long. RefSeq names its product ankyrin repeat domain 34Bb (gene ankrd34bb). Gene Ontology annotation, molecular function: protein binding. The transcript is spliced from 6 exons. The coding region runs from base 135 to 1934 and encodes 599 amino acids. Lineage: Eukaryota; Metazoa; Chordata; Actinopteri; Esociformes; Esocidae. The record is from RefSeq and is a predicted model, not a curated record.